Molecule: messenger RNA, 1346 nt
Organism: Manihot esculenta (cassava)
Lineage: Eukaryota; Viridiplantae; Streptophyta; Magnoliopsida; Malpighiales; Euphorbiaceae
Exons: 4
Coding region: 110-1072 (320 amino acids)
Source: RefSeq, a predicted model, not a curated record
CGAGUCGCACAAAUACUUAUCCAAACGGUGUCAAAGUGCUUCGCGGAAGAUAAUUUCGAUUCUAUUCAGGCCUUCCUUUUUAUCUACCUCGAUCGACAUAAUCAUCGCUAUGGGUGGGGGAGCUACCAUGAGGGCUGCAGCUAAGAUCGCCGGUGUCGGCGUCGUCAAUAGCGGCAUCAGGGGAGCCGUUUCUGCUGUCCCGUCUCCGGCUGAACAGUCGGUACGCAACGCCUCACGUCCCGUGUCGGCGGUCCUCUCUUCCUUGCACACUGGGACUGCCGGUGGCGUGGAAAUUGCAGGAGUUCAGCGUCCGUCGUGGGAGAUUGACGAUUGGGAGUUCGCUGGCGGUGAGGAGGAGCUGUUGCUCGAAUCUAAGGAUCCGAUUCCAAGAGUUGUGUUCGGGCCUGCACCCAGCCUGCAGGAAGCGAAAUCUGCCACUGCUGAAUUAAAGGAUGCUCUAGAGAAAGUGUAUGUAUCAUCUUCUCCUUACCCCGAAUCUGGUGGUUCAUUUGGAGGUGAUCAGUUGUCUCGCCAACCUUUGCUUACAAACUCAGACUAUCUGCAGAAUAAAAGCUGCAUCACUUGUGAGCCUACAGCAACUUCUGCAUCAAGCAAUGCAGUAAAGGCAUUUGCAUUGCUCAAUGAAAAUCCUCAAGCACAGUCUGUUGUUGCUUCCAUUGCUGCAGAUCCAAAUGUCUGGGAUGCUGUAAUGAAAAAUGAGUCUCUUCUGGAAUUCCUGGAGUCACAGAAGAUCAAAUCUGAUGCAGAUGCUGAGUCGCAGGAUUUGGGCUCUCCAAGGAAGUUUGCUGAAUUAUCUGAUGGUGUAAGCGAGGCUGGAAUAUUUGAGAAUGGGUCUAAGGAUAUCUUUGAGGACAUCAAGCACACUGUCGUUGAGAUGAUGAACAACAUCUCUUCUUUUGUUCAUCAUAUUUUUGGGUUUUCUUCUGCAGAGAACACUUCUGCCACGGCAGAUGGUAAUUCUCGAUCAUCUUUUAUUGAUAACACCCUGGGAGCUUCUUUUAUGGCAUUGGCAGUGAUGGCUAUCGUGAUGGUGGUGAUGAAGAGAGGUUAAAUUCCUUUGAGGAAGCCAAACUGUAAAUUUGUCGAAUAUACAGGCGAUACAUAAUUUCCUGUUUGGAUGCUUUAAACGUUUGAUGAUGUCUAUGCUGAAAAUUGAUGGUUUUGCCAUAAUAGCUUAUCUUCUUAAGCAAACCAGUGGACAGAUUGUUGUUUUUUGCCUCCACUAUUUGUAAUCGUCUAUUGUGAUUGACCUGGUGUCAUUGGGAUUGGAGGGGUUGUGCUGUCACUUGAAUGUUGGUGUCUAAUUGAAGCUCUUAUGUUUUUCC